This is a messenger RNA of Varroa destructor (honeybee mite), 1165 nucleotides long. RefSeq lists its product as uncharacterized. The record is from RefSeq and is a predicted model, not a curated record. NCBI's taxonomy places the organism in Eukaryota, Metazoa, Arthropoda, Arachnida, Mesostigmata, Varroidae. Gene Ontology annotation, molecular function: acyltransferase activity, transferring groups other than amino-acyl groups.
ACGAAUCGGCAAAAACAACAGGCGAGGGUAUUCUUCGGUAUCCUGAAAGCCACUGAAAGGACAUCGCCCUGUUGCCCGGGGCAACCAACGACACAUUAGGGAUUUUUAUGGGUACCAGCAAACCUUCGGCGAACCUCCUUGACGGAGUAACCGUGCGAAUACUAAACCCAGAGGACCUGGAGUCGCUCCCUCGUUUCUGGAUCCAAGAUGUUGGCAUUCCUAUAGAAUUGAGGUUUAUAAAAAGGUGGUAUGCGUCAGACCCCGAAGGGUUUCGAGUAGCGGUAGAUAGUAGGGACCGCAUUAUCGGUAUGGCGAGUAUCAUGAAACAGACAGACCAACUUUACGUAAUGGGUUAUAUGGGCGUAGCAAAACGCUACCGAGGUAAAGGAGUUGGUAGAAUGCUUCUUGAUAAUCUACUUGCUCGGAGCCAACCUGCCAAUUGUGCUCUUAGCGCGAGCGAAGAUAAGCUCGACAUGUAUAUUCGACGAGGAUUCAAAAAGGUCGAGAACCUUAGUGGUUAUUCUUAUAUUGGAAAGCUUAACAUCGUAAAAAAUCAGCCACCUCUUCCGCUUGACCUGGACAUCGUUCAUGUGAAGCCAGGAGAUGCGUUGUUGGCCGAAGUGACUGCGUAUGACGCAACCGUUUGUGGAUUUCAACGAAAUGUUGAACUAAUUCAGUUUACCGAGCCUACCAGCAUUGUAUUAGCAGUUAAGCGACAGGGCAAAGUUGUAGCGUACGGUAAGGUACAAAAGUAUAUGCUUGGAGGAAUUUGGUUAGGGCCAGUUUACGGCGACGAGAUGUAUAUUGCGUCCCAUUUAAUUGAGGCGCUUAUGCGACAAUUUGAAAAAGAUCGCUCCCCUUUCGUAUUUGCGAUUUUCAGUGCAAAAGCCCAACCCAUUGCUAAGUCGCUUAAUCUGAAACUGGUGGAUAAACUUAGAAGAUGCUAUUUGGAUACAUCGCCUGAAAAUUUGCCACCUGUCAAGAUGGAGAACGUCUAUGCUUUUGACGAUGUCGGGUUUACAUUUCUGUAAACUUCUCGCAAUUAUAGAUUCUGCAUGAAGAACUACUAUGAAACGUCUAGUGAUCUUGUGCGUCACCGACGUCGUUUUCACGUAGGUGGCAGUUGCGUAGUUUGAAAAAAUAGAUAACGUGAAAUGUUUGUUAC